This is a messenger RNA of Carassius auratus (goldfish), 5109 nucleotides long. RefSeq names its product F-box only protein 30. Gene Ontology annotation, molecular function: ubiquitin protein ligase activity; zinc ion binding; protein binding. The record is from RefSeq and is a predicted model, not a curated record. The coding region runs from base 220 to 2448 and encodes 742 amino acids. NCBI's taxonomy places the organism in Eukaryota, Metazoa, Chordata, Actinopteri, Cypriniformes, Cyprinidae. The transcript is spliced from 3 exons.
GCAUAGCUCCGCCCAUCUAUGGGCCUCCGUUCAGUUCAGUGCAUCAGUGUGGAGAGACACACACAGCAGUGAAAACAACAUCACUGUCAUUAUACUCGUUUAAAUAUUAAUAUUUUUUUCGUUAAAUAAACACUGUCCUCAUUAAACUACUGAAGACUUGUCACUGAUCAACGUGUUUGGCAAAGCAUCUUUGAGUUAAGCGACCCACUAAUAUUUGCAAUGGAGGAGCUUCAUAUCCAUUGCCUGAAAUGUGUCAACCGCCGAUGUAUGAUAAGACCAGAACCUAAUGUUUCCUGUGACAUCAUGGGCUGCCCUCUUGUGUGUGGAGCGGUUUUCCACUCAUGCAAACUGAAUGAACAUCGAUUGCUGUGUCCAAACGAAAGAGUCCCGUGUCUGAACUGUGGAUUCGGAUGUCCAUUCACCCUAGUCAGGGUCAGAAUGGCACAGCACCUUGAAACUUGCCCAGCCAGCGUUGUGUGUUGCACUAUGGAAUGGAAUCGAUGGCCAGUGAGUUAUGCAGAUCGCAAGUCCUACGAUAACUUGAGUAAGGAGGUUUUUGAUGUGGAACAGCUCGACAUGGCUUUGGCCCUCCAGGAUCAGCGGAUGUUGCUGGAGUCGCUUAAAGUGGCGACCACAGUGACAAAAGCCCUGGUAGAGCAAAAUCAGGACUAUUCCUGCCACCAGGAGUCAAACCCGGAAAAUGAAUUCAUUGAAACGGAUGAGGAGCCGUAUGGUGGACCUUACACAACUUCAGUGGAAAACAGUACAAGCUUUGCCGCCACUUUGGACAUUCUCCAUAGUGCAAAAACGAUUGACUUCACUGUGGAGAAUACCAAUGGUGAGGAACAGAAUGGAGGUUGCAGUGGUGUCAGGAAUGGCGAUGGGAAGUUUAGCAAUGACACAACAAAGGAAAGUGACACUGAUUCGGAUUCUGAUCUGGGAGCUGUAGGCGGUGCUGAUUGUCCUUUUCCAGUAGACCCUGAAGAUGAAAGAGAUGAUUGGUUGGAGAACAGUGGAUGCGGUGAAUCUUCUUCUGAAGAAGGCGAAAUGAAUGGUGGGAUAGAACUCAGUGACCUUCAUAAUGAAGGGGACGGUGAUAGCCAGGUCAGACUUGAAAGGGUCAAUGGCUGUUCAAGCGUGAGGCAGGUUUUACCUGAUCAUUCCAUACCUGUUCUAGCACAGGGGCCUGAAAUGGCCCACUUGCCUCAGCUACCUCUUCCUUUGCCCAUCCCUGUGCCUAACCUGAUGCACAACAAUGUUCUGCACCAUUUGCCUUUCAGAAUUGAGGACCGAUGGCUGGAGCGCAAGUUGGAAAAUCUCCAGGCACUCAGGGGAAUGAAAUUGUUUACAAUCAACGGGCGAAGAACUCUGUUUUCCGACCCCUACUUAUUCAAAGCCAAGAUGGAGGACAAGGCUGUGGACACGUCAGACCUCGAGGUGGCAGAUGAUCUGAUGGGUCUUCAUGGCAUUGACCUCAUCACCGCUGCCUUGCUCUUUUGUUUGGGAGACUCACCAGGUGGUAGGGGCAUCUCAGACUGCCGCUUUGUAGAUGGUUAUCACAUUGACUUUGGUACACAAACCUUCUCUCUUCCUUCUGCCAUACUGGCAACCAGCACCAUGGUUGGUGACAUCGCCUCAGCUUCUGCCUGUGACCACGCCAGUCCACAACUCUCCAACCCCAUUCCAUUUCACACCCUCAGAUUAGACCUCGUUCUGGAGUGUGUGGCACGCUAUCAGACCAAACAGCGAUCUAUGUUCACCUUCGUAUGCGGACAGCUGUUUCGCAGAGAUGAGUUCUCCUCCCAUUUUAAGAAUGUCCAUGGUGACAUACAUGCUGGCCUUAAUGGUUGGAUGGAGCAAAGGUGCCCGUUGGCGUACUAUGGAUGCACCUACUCGCAAAGAAGGUUUUGUCCUUCGGUACAAGGUUUCAAAGUCAUCCAUGACCGUCACCUGGGCUCUUUCGGUGUGCAGCCUGGAUUAGCAGCUUGUCCCAAUGAGCCUCUAUCUAGAACUAACACCUGUCAGUUUAGGUCCCACUGUGACCACCUUAGUGACCUGCCCUUUGAGUUACUCCAGUACAUUGCGAGCUUCUUGGAUGGCUUUAGCCUAUGCCAUCUCUCCAGGGUGUCUCGCACUAUGAGGGACGUAUGUGCCAGUCUUCUUCAAUCCCGUGGCAUGGUUGUCCUAAUCUGGGAGAAGACACAGCGAGCUGAUGGAACCUCAUCCUGGCAGAUACAAGACAAGGUGUGGCGCUUCAGUACUGCAUUUGAUACUGUGAACGAGUGGAAGUUUGCCAACAUUUCCAGCAUGGCCGACCACCUCAAGAUGUGCACAUUUAACACCAUAACACGGAGAGAAGAGGCUGUCCCACUUCCAUGUAUGAGUUUUACAAGAGAACUUACAAAAGAGGGACGCUCUCUACGUUCAGUGCUUAAACCGGUGAUAUAGACUGUAGUCAACAUGCAGAAGAGGAUUUCAUUUUCGAAAACAACAUGUCUUAUGCGUUCAGGUGAACCAUGGGAUUUGUUUGGCAAUGGAUUCAUUAAAAUUAGAGCCUAAACUUGAUAAACCACUUUUGGAAGAGAUGUUUCUUUUAAAUAAACAAUAUUGUUUAUUACUGUAUUGAUGAUGGUUGUGCUGUCUUAUAUUUUUGAUACACUAUAUUAAGUUUUUUUUUUUUUUACAAAUUAGUUGUUUUUGUUUAACUAUGUAACUUCAAACCAGAAACACUGAAUUUUUAAAAUGGUGAUGACCAAACGGAAAACCAUCGUCUGCAUUUUUGUAAUGCAGGAAAACACAAUCCAAGGGUUUCUUACAUUGUGCAUGAAAUGGUGACGUCAGCUGGCUUUUCUGUUGCAUUGCUCAUGUUUUCUUUUACCUUGCAUAGUUUUCCUCUUUGAGAAUGUAUAUCAAGCAAACUGUCCAUUUUGGCAUUUCAUAUAAUAAAUGAAUUUGCUCCAAAAUACAUUAGAGUUUGAUUAGACAUAGAGCAGAAGAUAUAAGAAUUGUUUUCUCUUUAGAAGUCCGCUAUUUUACUAUGCUUCCUAUACAUGACUAUUUGGCUAGUUGCAUUUGAUUAUUUUAAUUUGUAUUUAGCAUUGUUUGUUUCAUUGUUGUUUUGCCUGCUUCCACAGAACAGACCAGCAAACCACCAGGUCAGAACCACUGAUGUAGACUUUAAUCUCUUGAUUUCUCUCUCAUUUAAAAGUCUGUAAAUGACAGUCUUUUACAUUUUCCCCUUUUUAUCAGUUGGUCAGAACGAACGCAUAACAGUGCAUUCUCUGAGAAGCAUUUAUGGUAUCCAGUUUUAGUUGUAUACAACACUUAGUACUUGAUACUGUCAAACACAACACUUGCAGUGGUCAUCUUCUGUGUCUUUUGAAAAGUAAACAGAUUCAUGUAAAUGUACUUUAUCUAUGUUGAUGGCGUGUGCUGCAUUACAAUCUUCCUGAUGCUGGGUCACUGCACAAAACCUGCAGGACAGGUACAAGACUGCCGUUGUAGCCUGUUUUUGGGGACAUACAGUGCAUGUGCAGAUGUACUUUUCUGUUUCUCGGGGGUUUAACAUCAAGCAUAUGCAGUGGCGUAGCAAGUCAGUCCCGGGCCCAUAUGCAAAAAUAAAUAAAUAAAAUAAUCCCUUAAUAAGAACAACUUCUAGUGGGAUGCCAGGUGUGCAAAAAAAAAAAAAAACUUUUUAAACAACUGAUCUUGGCACGGCGGCCCAAAAUUUAAAAACACAACUACUCACUCAUUUUAGUAGCAUUCUUCGGGCCUUUCUUUUCGGCAAAUUCAUCCACGAUGAACGUGGUGUUUAAUGCAAGGCUUCGUGCAUUCUGGAUGGAAAGAAUUGCCAGUCCCGAUAGUCUGUUUUGGGACAUGGUGCUCCGCAAAUAAUUGUUGUGUCGUGACUAACUUCUCCACCUUCUCUUUUCUCUUUAAGGCCCCACUUUUAUGUUUAUAUUGUACAUCCUUAAUGUUGACGUAGAUAACCUCUAACACGUUUUUUUUUUUUUUUUUUUUUUUUUUUUUGGCGCGACAAUGCGACAUGUAAAUAAAUGAUGGCGUAGUAGUCUACGGCAGCCGCGGAGUGCAAAAAAAAAUGAUAAAACGCAAACAAGAAAUUACGGAGAAAUUAGACAUUACGGAGAAAUAAGAAAUUACUACACACGAUGUGCAUAAAAAUAUAUUUAUUACGGCCACAAAUUAAAAUUAAAUUGAAUUUUUUUUUUAUUAAAAGCUGGGGCGGGCCCGGGCUCAUUUGCACGUGCAUUAACUGAAUGCCCAGACGCUACGCCACUGAGCAUAUGCCAUAUGCAUUCUCUUCCACUUUUAUUUGUUGAUGGUUUAAAAGUCAAGUUUACAGUAUGUUUUUUAGGCCUUUUGCUGUUUGUUUUCAGGUGUGCAGUUACUGUGUUUCAGUUUGUGGUCUGAAAUGUUGCAAUAUUUUCAAUCUUAGUUGUGUGAAAUGUUUUACUGUAUGUGCUUUGUGCGAAUUUUGAGAGUGACAGUCCUUGCGUUCAUGUUGUGUGAUGACAAGAGCAAUAUUCUGAAACGUUUGAGUUUCCGUAUAAUUUAAUUCUAGCCACUUUGAGAACUGAAGAGUCAUAAAUGUUUAUUUUGAAGGACUUUAUCAGAGUUAACAUCAAUCAAAGUGAAAAAUGUCAGAAUGCAUUCAUUUACUGCAUCAACAGUCUGGGAGCAUUUUAUGUUUUUUUGAAGAAUUGUGAUUAUAUUUGAAUCUAUUUAAAUAUAUUAACUCUAAGUUUUCCAGCCAUAAAUAUCAUUAUAUGAGGGAACUCAGGUAUUUAAAGAAGAACUGUGGAAAGGUUAGUUCUGAAAAUUUACUAUUUUGUUUCCUUUUUUCUUGAUUUUUUGAAAGUAAGUGUACAGAUAAUUUACUCUCCAAACCCUGACAUUUUUCUAAUACAGUUUUCAUAUUUGCUGUUUUAUAUGACCUCCUAGUUCUCAAACCCCUUUUUCUAUUGUAAAUAAAAAGUAAUCUCUAGGUUAGCUAACCUAAACAGUUGUUUCACAUCAGCAGUUGUAUAAUCAUUUGCAUUUUUUAUUUAAUAAUAUUUUGUAAUAUUUUAAUAAAGUGUGAGAAAUCCA